AAAUUAGUCGGCGUUCGAUUCUGAUAGAAAAUCUAUCCAAUCAAUCCCAACUGUAGGUAUCUUCUCUCUCCAAAUCCGAUUCUGGGCGUUCGAAUUCAACCCACAUGAGAGAGAAAGAGGGAACUACUAUAAUAAUUUGGUUCCCUUUUCCUUCGGCUGUUGUGUUGCUUUGUGCAUGUUGCUUUCACACUCACCUUUCUGUUCCUUUUGAAAAAUCUACUUGAAUCUUCACUUUCAAUUUCAAGAAUCUUUACAGAGGAGGAGCCGUUCGGUUGGUUAUUGUUUCCCCUGCUUCUUAAUUGUUUUGAUUUCACAGAAAUGAAAUGGGAAUUAUCUACGAAGAUGCGGUUCUGAUUAAGGAAGCCGAGAGGGCAGACGAGCACACCGUUAUCACUAUCAAUUGCCCCGACAAAACCGGGCUCGGCUGCGAUUUGUGUAGAAUUAUAUUGCUCUUCGGGCUGAGUAUUGCCAGAGGGGAUGUUUCAACAGAUGGUAAAUGGUGUUAUUUGGUUUUUUGGGUUGCUGGAAAGCCAGCAACCAAAUGGAGCUUGUUGAAGAAGAGGCUGCUUGAUGUGUGCCCUAGAUGUAUUCCAUCGGCGUCGGGGAUUUUCUACUUUAUCCCCGAGUUUCAGCAGCCGAAGGAGCCGGAGAUUUUCCUGCUCAAGUUUUGGUGUUUGUAUGAUAGGAAAGGUCUUCUACAUGACGUCACUGAGGUUCUAUAUGAUUUAGAGCUAACAAUAAGGAGAGUGAAAGUCUACACGGCGCCUGAUGGUCGAGUGAUGGAUCUAUUCUUUAUCACCGACACCAGGGAACUUCUUCAGACAAGUAAAAGGCGAGACGAGACAAUUAAGUGUUUGAAACUUGUUAUAGGAGACGCCAUGAUGAGUUGCGAAAUUGAACCAGCUGCUGCUGAAGUUGCUUCAUGUUUACAGUCAUAUCUUCCAUCAUCCAUUUUUGAAAACAUUUUUACUCAGCCACAUCUCGAGCAGCAAUCCACUUCUGAUUCGGCAUCCAUCAUGUUCGACAACUCCCUAAGCCCAUCGCACAAUCUUGUCCAGAUCUUCUGCCAGGAUCACAAGGGCCUCAUCUACGAUAUCAUGAGAACCCUAAAGGAUUACAACAUCCAGAUUUCUUACGGCCGCUUCUUUUCAAACUCGAAAGGGAACUGUGAGAUGGACCUGUUCAUAAUGCAAGCCGAUGGGAAGAAGAUAGUCGACUCGCACAAGAGAAACACUCUCUGCUCUAGGCUACAAGCCGAGCUCGCCCACCCCAUUAAAGUCGAUGUUGUAAGCAGGGGACCCGAUACAGAGCUGCUGGUUGCGAAUCCUGUCGAGCUGUCGGGAAGGGGCCGGCCUCUGGUGUUCUACGACAUCACUCUCGCCCUCAAUAUAUUGAACAUAAGCAUCUUUUCGGUGGAGAUUGCUCGGCAUCGAGUUGAAGAUCGGGAAUUCGAAGUGUACCGGAUCUUGCUGGAUGAAGGGGACUGCUUCUCAGCAACAAGAAAUGAGAUUAAAGAAUGUGUGAAGAAGAAGCUAAUGGGAUGGGAAUGAAGCUUCCAAGAUUCAGCUACAAUUUAAGCAUGAAUGUGUACAUAUAUAUAUAUGUGUAUAUAUAUGUAUAUAAUAUAUAUAGGUUUGGUAGAGAAAAUUAGUAUGGGUUUUAGACGAAUUUAUGAAAAGAGUUUCCAACCACAAAAUUCAGUGCUUUUGUU
Molecule: messenger RNA, 1711 nt
Organism: Andrographis paniculata
Lineage: Eukaryota; Viridiplantae; Streptophyta; Magnoliopsida; Lamiales; Acanthaceae
Product: ACT domain-containing protein ACR10-like
Exons: 6
Coding region: 324-1550 (408 amino acids)
Source: RefSeq, a predicted model, not a curated record